Messenger RNA from Sesamum indicum (sesame), 947 nucleotides. Its product is annotated as ADP-ribosylation factor 1. NCBI's taxonomy places the organism in Eukaryota, Viridiplantae, Streptophyta, Magnoliopsida, Lamiales, Pedaliaceae. Gene Ontology annotation, molecular function: GTPase activity; GTP binding. The record is from RefSeq and is a predicted model, not a curated record.
GCUAUCUUUACAUUUUAAAAGCCUCGCUUCACUCUUUAACUUCCAAUUUCCUAGUGAGUUCACAAGACCGAUCUCAUUUAUCAGCAACGAGUGUUUUAGUUCUUUUUUGAUCGAUUCGUUGCAGCAAUGGGUUUGGCAUUCUCCCGGAUGCUAAAAGCGCUCUUUGCUAAACGUGAAAUGAGGAUUCUAAUGGUGGGCCUUGACGCUGCUGGCAAAACAACUAUACUUUACAAAUUGAAACUUGGGGAGAUCAUCACUACCAUUCCCACCAUCGGUUUCAACGUGGAGACCGUUGAGUACAAAAACGUGAGCUUCACAGUGUGGGAUGUUGGAGGGCAAGAUAAGAUACGGCCGUUGUGGAGGCACUACUUCCAGAACACACAAGGCCUCAUUUUCGUGGUUGAUAGCAAUGACAGGGAGAGGAUUACAGAAGCCAGGGACGAGCUCCAUCGAAUGCUUAACGAGGAGGAUCUACGGGACGCAACAGUUCUUGUUUUCGCAAAUAAACAAGAUCUUCCUAAUGCAAUGACUGUUCCUGAGGUCACUGAUAAGCUCGGUCUCCACUCUUUACGCCUGCGUCGUUGGUAUAUACAGAGCACUUGUGCUACCUCUGGCCAGGGACUCUACGAAGGCCUUGAUUGGCUAUCAAGCAAUAUUUCCACUAAGGUUUAAGCCUGCAGUGCAGAUUAAAGUCCCAAGUCCUCUCCAAAAGCAAAACCAGCUGUAAAACCUGCAGAGGUUUGACAAUCGUGUUUUGGAGCCAACUCCAAAUGGUAAAGGCGCAUAAUGAGUUAAUUACUGGGGGCAGAAUCAGAAUCAGAAUUAUAUAUGUACCAUAAAAAGGCUGUGAGUUUCAAAGCCCAUAUGUAGUCACAGUUCCUUACAUUUGGACAGACAGACACACACAUUAUUCCUGCAGAAACCAAAACCAGCAAAUGCUAAAUUAA